Molecule: messenger RNA, 9066 nt
Organism: Malassezia sympodialis ATCC 42132
Lineage: Eukaryota; Fungi; Basidiomycota; Malasseziomycetes; Malasseziales; Malasseziaceae
Product: tetratricopeptide repeat protein
Biological process (GO): protein import into peroxisome matrix, docking
Cellular component (GO): cytosol; peroxisomal membrane
Molecular function (GO): protein binding
Source: RefSeq, a predicted model, not a curated record
AUGUCGCUGCCGGAUAUGCUGGGCGGCGCGUCCGAGUGUGGCCCUGUGAACCCCAUGCAGCAGCUGGGAAAACGAUUUGGCCAGGACCGUGGGGCUCAGUUCGAUCAGCUGCGUUCAGCUGGCGAUAUGAGCGGAACGCGGCCCAGCGGCUUCCGUACGCGUCGUGGGGCGCCGGACGAUCCCGCGUUCUUUUCGCGCGAUACGGCGCCUGCGCCAUUCCAGGUGCAGGAACUGCGUCAGGCGCUCCCACCUCUUGUCGCACAGCCCGCGUGGCAGGCGCCGCAGACAUGGGAGCCAUCGUUUGAGCACAGUCGGGCCUCGAGUGCGGCGCCGGCGUGGGCGCAAGACUUUAUGCAGGCGGGUGCGAUGCCUGCGCAGAGUGCCAAGGCAAGUCCCAGAACAAUGAAUGCGCCGCUGAGUGCGCCUGUAGGAUCGGCCAAGACUGUGCCUGCCGCGCCUCUCACGCAGUUCCGGCGCCCCUUCCCGGCGAUGCCGCCGCCCAUGGUGGCGCAUGCGCGUCCUCGGAUGCAGGCGACAGCGCCGAGUGAUGCGCUCGAGCAUAUGAGCCAGUCCGUGUGGGACUCGGCGUUCACGGCAGUGGACACGCAGGAACCUGCUGUGACGCAGGCCGAGCGCACGUCGGAGCUCGACCACAUGAGCGCGGACGACCUAGCCGAGGCUGCUGGGCGUCUGCUGGAAUCUGUGCAGCAUGACCAGAGCGACAAAUUCAAGCAGAGCGAGUUUCUUCGGCUCAUGGAAAAGCUGCGUGACCGCCAGGCGGAGGUGCGUGGCUCGGACAUUGUCGAUAAAGGCAAAAGCAAGGCCGCGGAAGGCCCACCGUCGCAGGCGGACCUCGAUACUAUGCUGCGCCAGGCUUCGCCAAUGCUGUCGCGUACGGGCCAGCCUCAGGUGGCGCAUCCGCAAGCCCAAACGCAGCUGCAGGAAUUCUGGAUCGAGGAGGAUGCAGCGCGCGAAAAGCCCCUGCACACACGCACGUUCGUGGGCGAUGGCGGCGAUGUUGCCGCGCGCAUGCGUGAGGAUGAUGCGCUUAUGGCGCAGGAACUGCGCGCGCAGGACAGUGACGAUCUGAUUGCACGUGAGUACAACAAAUGGACGUCGAUGGGCGCGAACGUGGGCGGCGCGCAAGCAGGCUGGGAAGAGGAGAUGAAUGCCAAGGACUUUGUCGGUCGCGCGUGGGACGGCACACAGGGCCGUGGUCGACUCAGUGCGCAAAAUGGCGAAUGGGAGAAACUACAGAACGACUGGGACGAAUUCGAGUCGCUGGAAGACGGGAUGCACCCCACCGUCGCGCAACGCGUGCAGGUACCAUUCCCGUACCAGGCGCCGGAGUACCGCUUCCACGACGCGAACCCGUAUGCGGACGCGCUGCACCGCUCUGCGCGGGCACCGACCGUGUUUGACUCGGUGCUGGAGCACGAGGCGGCCGUGCAAGCGGAUCCGCGCGACGCCGCCAAGUGGUACUCGCUCGGCCUGCGGCAGCAGGAAAAUGAGCGUGAAAAGCAGGCCAUAUCAGCGCUGCAUAUGGCCCUCAAGAUCGAUCCGAAACUGAAAGACGCAUGGCUUGCCCUGGCGGUCAGCUAUACCAACGAAAACGAGCGCGACGAGGCGCUCGAGGCGCUCGAGUGCUGGAUCGACGUCAAUGAUACCUAUCGCGGCAUCGUGCAUAAGUUCGGGCGCUCUCACGACCAGCAGACCAAGAGCCGGCACACCCAGCUGACGCAGAUGCUCAUGGCCAUGGCCCGUGCGGGCGUCUCGGACGGCACCGCACCGAUCGACGCGGACAUCCAGGUAGCGCUGGGUGUGCUCUUCAACGCAUCGGGCGAGUACGAAAAGGCUGUCGACUGCUUCUCGGCCGCGCUGAGCGUGCGUCCCGAUGACUGGAUUUUGUACAACCGCAUUGGCGCGACGCUGAGCAACUCGGGACGCUCCGAAGAAAGUUUGCAGUACUACCACCAGGCCCUGUCGCUGCGCCCCGACUUUGCGCGCUGCCACUUUAACACGAGCAUUUCGUGCCUGAAUCUCAAGCAAUACCAGGAGGCCGCCGAGCACGCCUUUACCGCUUUGCACUUGCAGCACGCGUCGCAAGACAGCGACCCUUCGGAUACACAGAGCUCUAGCGUGUGGGAGAUUCUGCGCGUAUCACUCGAGCUCAUGCGCCGCCCUGAUCUCGCGAGCCUCUGUGCGACGCGCGACGUGAAUGCCAUCCGGCUCGAGGACAUCGUAGGCUCCGCUCACGAUCGCUCGACACGCCUCAUGGACGUGUCGUCGCUCGCGCGGCAGGCCCUCAGCGAGUCGGGUCGCCCCGAGGAGGCGAUCACCGUCAAUCAGCGUGCACUGAUUGACAAGAUCCUUGCGCGCUACUCGGCAGAGUUUACCGUAUUCCGCGAGCUGCUCCAGAACGCCGACGACGCCGGCGCCACCGAAUGCGAGCUCCGCUUCGCGACGAGUGCGACUGUCGCCCAUGCACAGGAGCCGCCUCGGCCACGCACGACGGUGCCUGAUACCAAGGCCCCGCUGACGCAGUGGACCUUUCGCAACAAUGGCAAGCCCUUUAGUGGCGACGAUUGGCACCGCUUACGCCGCAUCGCUGAAGGCAAUCCUGAUCCCGACCGCAUCGGCGCAUUUGGCGUGGGCUUCUACUCGCUCUUCAGCGUGUGUGAGGAGCCCAUCGUACUCAGUGGCGACGAGCUGAUGGGCUUUUUCUGGAAGGGCGACGCGCUCUUUACGCGCCGUGCGCCGGCACCACCUACGCCGCCGUCUGCGUCCGGCGCGCCAUGGACCACCUUUCUUAUGGCACUGCGCGAGCCGACGCCGUUCCCCGAAUCGCCCCUGGCGCUCACCCAGUUCCUUAUGACAUCUCUUACAUUCACGCACCACGUAUGCAGCGUGGCCCUGUACCUUGACGAUGUGCUGCUAUGCUCCUUAGAAAAGAGCACGGGAUCCACCAUGGCACUUGCGCCGUCGCGCCAUCUGAAGAGCACGAGCCCCGAGGGCAUGCUACGUGCGCUCACCCUGCAUACGAGUCCUUUGCGCCUGCACGCGCGUGUUGCGCGCCUCGUGCUGCGAGAGGCGGCAGCCGCCGCUGCGCAGGAGUCGUCAUCCUUGCGCCAGACCAUCGCGUCCGCCUUCUCCAAGACGGCCGGCGCAGGCGCGAGCAUUGCUGGCAUGCUCGCUGGGGCGUUUGGCCGGUCGAGCUCGCGGCCGAGCCCUGGCGUCCCCACCGAACCUGCUGUGGACGAUGCUGCAGAGGUUGAAACAGUUCCCGCGACAUUACUGCUCCGCCUCAUGUCAGCCCAGCUGCAGGUGCACGUCGCCGGCGCCUUUGCGCGUGAGAUUGAGCGGAGCACGAAAAAGUCCCUGCCCCGCGCCACGCCCCUGCACAUGGUCUACAUGGGUAAGGACGAGCUGGAUGCCCUGGAUGUGCCUACCGACUCGGCGACCAUCGAUGCUCACAUCCGCGCCAUCUUUGAUGGUGUCAUGCCCAAGCUCGACUCGCAAGGCCGCAUCUUUAUCGGUUUCCGCACGCACCAGACGACGGCCUUUGCGGGUCAUAUGGCCGCGCGCUUUAUUCCAACCGUCGAGCGCGAGUCAAUGGACUUUGUCGAUCGGUACUGCGCCGCGUGGAACAUGGAGCUGCUCGCUAUGGGUGGCUAUGUCGCGCGCGCUGUCUAUGAGCAUGAGAUGCAGCGUCUCGGUGCCCAGUGGUCCGACAACCAGGACGUCCAGGCGGCCCUGCACGCCGGUGCUCUGCACACGAUGCGCUUCUUCUCGUUCCACCGCUCGUCACCCUCAGCGCGUGUAUCAAGCGCACUCGAGCAGGCCUUCUUCGCGUGCUGCCAGCGCCCAUGCAUCUCGCUCCUGUCGACCGAGGGCCUGCGCUCCUCCGAGGCGGUGCGCUUUCCCAGCGCCAUGCUCGCCGACUUUUGCCGCGAGAUCCCUGUCAUACCUCCUGCCCACGUUGAAGGGGCUGACGUCUUUGUCUUGCAGCUCCGCCGGCGCUCACUCGUGCUGGAUAUUACGAUGGACGACGUGUUUGCCGAGCUCGCGCGCCGUCCACUUGCGGCCGAUGAGAUGAUCGCGUGUCUCCAGUGGUGGUGUCGCGUGGCGGAGCACCCUUCGUACGAGCCAUCACUACUGCGCCAGCUCGUACGUGCCGCCGUCGUCACCACCGACGACGGCGUCCAAGCCCUGAGCGAUGUGGAAACUGUGCUGCAUACCGGCAAACUACCGCCCACUGUACCACUGCCCCCUACGUGUCUCGUUUAUACCGUAUCGCGGCCAUUUUCACCCGCCGACUUGUGCCGCGUGUUUGGCUGGCGCGAGUUGUCCGUCGCUGCCUGGGUGCACUAUAUUGUCGAGCUCGAUCGCUCGUCCGCUGCUGAUGUGCGCGCCUCACAUGGACUCACACAGAGCGCUGCCCAGGCCGAGACGGUGUUCAGCACGCUCGCCUGGGCUUGGGGCCACCUCCCCAAGCCACAGGCAACCGAGAUUGUGCAGCUGCUGCGCCCUCUCGCCUGCAUACCGACGCGCGCAGGCAUGAAAUGCCCCACAGAGGCGUACUUUGCGUCAGUCUCCCUGUUCCAGGACCUUCCUGUGGUGGCGUUCCCCACACUCACCGUUCGAGGCCCCCUCGAAAAGGUGCUCGAGGCCCUAGGUGUGCGCCGCCAUGUUGAGAUCCAGCUCAUCUUCGAUCGCCUCUUGGCCGCAGGCGACUGGUCGCACAUGGACCUCGUUGCGUACCUCGCCAAGCAGCGCUCGCACCUCACCGCGCGUGAGAUGGAGCGCCUCACAGAGACGCCCAUCUUUCCUACCGAGAGCGACAGCGCGCGCCAUAAGGCGUCGCAGCUAUACGAGCCAAGCGACGCACUGCGACAGCUCCACGUCCCCAUUCUGGCGUGGCCCGGUCGCACUUGGCGUGCAUCGUCUGACGAGGCCAAGCUGCUCUGGGACCUGGGAUUGCGCCGCCACCCACCCCUGUCGCUGCUGCUCGCGCGCGCGGCAGGCGAGCCGCUCCCAGCACCCGUGUCCGACGCGGAUGCCCACGCUGUGCGCGCUUAUGCGCUAACCUACCUCUUGCAGCACUUUGCCGUGUACCGCACAGUGUACUCGCUGGACGUCGCUGCGCCGUACGCAUUUGUUCCGGCGCGCGAUGGCGCGCUGUAUGCGCCGACCCACGUGUACACUGAUACCGCUGCGGCGUCGAUGCACUUUCCCGUGGCCGACGUCGCGCCGCUGGACGCUGUCCAGUUGCAGCUCCCAGCACAUCCCCGCGGGGCCGAGCUAGUGCAGCGGCUCUCGAAUGCGCCUCCGUCUGCCGACGAUGCGCGCGCUAUCUUCGGUUUCCUGAGCGGUGUGCGGACCCUUUCGGCCAGUGAGCUCGAGCAGCUGUCGCGCACGCCGUUUGUGCCUGUAUCACAGCAGAAGCGGCAUGCGGCACCGUGUGAAUGCUACUUCGUCGGCACGUCGCAUGCGCCGCCCGAGUACCAGGCUGUCUUUGCGUAUGUGGACUUUGGGACGACGGCCAAUGCCUUUUUGCGCGCGUGCGGUGUCCGGGACGAGCCGAGUGUGCCUGACGUCGUUCACAAGGUCCUCGCGGACCCUCGGCGCUUUUACGAGCUGUGCCGGCGCCCCGAUACCUAUGUGGACAUGCUGCGCCGCAUUGCGCAACACCUGCAUGAACUUCCCUCUGCGCUGGUAUCGACGAUGAAGUCGGCGCCCUUCCUACUUGGCCUCCAGUCAACAUCGCGCGGCGACGAGGCCCCUACCGAGACGCAUGCACUUCGGUGCGCGCGGGACUUGGUGAUUGUCGACGAUGCACAUGCGCACAUGCUCUUUGGAGAGCAUAUUUUUGCAGCACCACACGACGAGGCACUCGAGCCACUGUACGCCAAGCUUGGCGCGCCGUACCUGAGCCAGCUUGUGCGUGAGUCAUUUGCGGUGGCCGGCCGCCUCCAAUCUGAUACGCCGCGCACCCGCAUGGUGCACGACACGCUGCUAGAGCGCACGCCUUUGUUCCUAUUCCAGCAAAAAGAAGUCGUGCGGGAUCUCGACUGGCUGCGCAGGGCACUCGUCGUGGUCGAGGUCGGCCCGCCUGGUCUUCAGCAGACGCGCGUGCUUCAGCACCAGGGCCAGACAUUCAAGGAUGUCCAGCGGUGCUCGGCCAUGGCGCAGACCCAGGGGUCGCAGUGGGUACUGCAUGUGGCACAGGACAUGGACAUUGACUGGUUCGAGGUCGCACUCGCACUGUCCAAGGCUAUGCUCGCUAAGCAGCCACUGCAGGAAGUCCUGCUCUUCAUGACCGUCUUGUCGUCGCCCCUCAAGAGUCUCAAGCGCAAAGGGUUCCAUGUGGACAAAAUUCUCGCACAGCAGCGCCCCUCGCAGACUCCUACUGCGCCGCCGCCCCUCGUCGCCAGUGAGCCUGCAUGGGACAGCUGGCAGAAGCAGCUGCUCCAGAUGUUCCCGGACGCACAGCCCGCGUAUGUCGAUCGGCUGCUUCGCUCGUUCCAGGAUGCUCAUAUGCAGCGUGCCAGUGAGGCCAUGCUGUCGCAGGGGUACCCGAAGGUGGCUCCCCCCCCGCCAAGCAAGCCUGUACCAGAUGUGCCGCCCAAGGCCAUCGCCCCUGCCAAGCCUGACGCGCCUGCGGGACCGCCGCCCCUGCCGCCCAACCCUGGCCCGCUGGGCGGCUCACUCUUGCAGCAGUGGAAAGCCCGCUUCACUGGCCGGCCGGCCGCUGCGCCGCCCGUGCGCCCAGCAUCGGACGGUGCGUACGUGGCACCCACAGCCGAUAUCCAGCGGCAUGUGCAGCGUGCGAUCGAGGCGUCACGGCCGGACUCCUCGUCCGUCAUCCAGUCGCAAUCCUCGAAGCAGGUGCAUGAAGCCGCGACGUCAUACUGCGAUGUAUCAGGACUCGACCUUGACUUAUGCCUGGCUGGAAAAGUGCAUGAGAUGCAGGUGUUUGUGAGCCGCGACUUGACUUCAGCGUCCGUGCUGACGCAAUACGCCGGUGCGCUGGAGCGCCUCAUCCACCAUGUGUACCGCCCUAUUGGCGCCAUCUUUGGUAUUGAUCCGCGGUGCCUCAAUGUAUUUUGCGAUACGAAGGGCCCCUCAAUCGCAUUCAACCGGGGUGGCACGAUUUUCCUGAAUUUGCGCUACUACCUGGCCUGGCACGACGCUGAUGUACAGGCAGGGCGCCUCGCCCCGGCCCUCGUCUCAGUGUAUUUCAGCGUGGCGCAUGAACUCGCCCACAAUCUCGUCGCCGCGCACAAUGCCGAGCACGAGUUUUACUUCUCCAGCGUCGCGGAGCACUUUGUCAUGGCGACAGCGGCGUUCAGCACGGCGGAUGAGGCCAUCCUCGAGCACAGGGUCGAGCUCGACCCGGCGGCCGUGGAAGCUACGGCCGCCGCAUCAGGGAGCCAGGUAACUGAGCUGUACGACAUCCCUGCUACGGCGGAGCGCCUCGUGUUCCAGCCCGGCACUCGCACGCCACUCGCGCGGCCGUUCGAGCGCGUAGCCCUCCAAUUCCCCGAUGAAGGCCUCAUUGACGCCGUGCCCGUGUUUCAUGCACUGAGCGAGGCAUUACAUGCCCUAACGUCGACACCUCCCUCGCUCUAUAUCCUCGCUGACACCAGCUACGGCAGCUGCUGUGUGGAUGAAGUGGCAGCUGCGCAUGUGCAGGCCGAUGCCAUCGUGCACUACGGCCAUGCGUGUAUGAGCCCGUACGUAAGAGACCCUAACACCAGAACCGCACGGCUUCCUGCUCUUUACGUAUUUCCCAAGCGUCCGCUCGAUGUCCAGGCCGCCGUGGCCGGUCUGUGCGACGCGGCGAGGCAUCUGGAUAUGCGCGAUCGCCGAGUGGUCGUCCUCACGUACGACGUUGCAUAUGCGCACGCUAUCGAGGCUGUCUAUACGCGCCUGCAAAGCGAGUGGGAGCACACGAUUCCCCUGGUGCUCUCGCGCAUCGAAUGCGGCCUCAACUUCGACACACGGGUCGCUGCGCAUCACCCGAGCGACAAGCCCUGCGGAACGUGUGCGUCAUGCGACUGUGCAUCGCAUCCGCGGCCAUCUGUCCGGGACAUACCCCUGGAUGCGUCAUCGUCGUCGCUUCUCGGAGCCCGACAUGUCCCAUGGCCCCCCGGCACGGACCUCGCGUCGUCAGCCGUUCUGUACCUGGGCGGCGAGUCGCGCGCCCUCACGCACCUGCUCCUAAUGCUCGGCCCCGCACAUCCUGCGUCAUCGUACGAUCCCGUGCGGCAACGAGCGCGCUUGGAAACGGGACAGACGAACCGCCUUCUUAUGCGGCGCUACGCCACGAUCCAAAAGGCGCGCGAUGCGUCGGUCGUUGGCCUCGUGAUUGGCACACUGGGCAUUCACUCGUACCUGCCUCUGCUACAGCAGCUACGGCACAUGCUUACCUCUCCCGUGUCCCGGCGCAAAGUGUACACCAUCAGCGUCGGCAAGCUGAACCCCGCCAAACUCGCAAAUUUUCAGGAAAUUGAUGCGUUCGUGCUUCUGGCAUGCGCAGAAAACUCACUGCUGGAUACGCGCGAGUUUAUGCGGCCCGUCGUCACGCCAUGGGAAAUGAUCCUCGCUGUGCAGGCCCGCGGCGGCAACGAAGUCACAUGGACCGGCGCGUACGAGCUCGAUUUCGCCAAGGUUCUUCGAGAUACCAAGUCCAUGAACAUAAAUGCACCCACCGACGACGACGACCAGCCACACUACUCGUUCGCUACCGGCACCUACGUAUCACGCACGCGCUACGGCGAGGAUCCCGAGGCGCAAGACACCCAAGGAAGCACGAGCCGAGCACUAGAAAAGCUCUCGAUCCAGCCCCAUGAGCUGGCAGUCCGUGAUCCCACGUCCGGUCAGCUCACGAAGGUGCUCGAUAGCGCCGCCCUCGCACGCCGCGGGGAGCGCACGUGGCACGGUCUCGAUCCCAACGAAGGACAGGCACAUGCUGCCACCCUCGAGCAGGGCCUCGAAGGCUUUGCGCAGUCGUACCGCGCCGCGGACGGCACACGCGAAGGAGAUAGCCUCUCGUCCUGGUAG